CCACUGCUGACUGCACCAACGUCACCCGAUCGGACAUGGAGUCCCACGCGUCCGCCUCCCCUCGCCGGAGUGACAGCCGCGACUCCACCUGCUCCGACGACGCCGUGUUGAGCGAGGAGAUACAUCGCCUGCUGCUGUCGUACGCUGCCGGGGCCACGGACGGCGCAAUCGCGGCGCUGGUGGAAGAGCUCGCGUCGCCCGCGUCGUCGCUGGACGACCUCCGCGGCGCCGCCAUGGAGAUCCGGCUGCUGGCCAAGCACAGCCAGGACAACCGCGUCCGGAUCGUGGCCGCGGGGGCCCUGCCGCCGCUGGUGGCGCUGCUGUCGCGCGCCGACCCGCUGCUGCAGGAGCACGCCGUCACCGCGCUGCUCAACCUGUCGCUGUGCGAGGAGAACAGGGCGGCCGUCGUGGACGCCGGCGCGGUCGGCCCGCUGGUGCGCGCGCUCAAGUCGGCCGCCUCCCCGGCGGCGCGCGAGAACGCGGCCUGCGCGCUGCUCCGCCUGGCGCAGCUCGACGGCUCCGCGGCGGCGGCCAUCGGACGCGCCGGCGCCGUGCCGGUGCUGGUCUCGCUCCUGGAGUCCGGCGGCGCGCGGGGGAAGAAGGACGCGGCGACGGCGCUGUACGCGCUGUGCAGCGGCGCGGCGGCGCGCGAGAACCGGGCCCGCGCGGUGGAGGCCGGCGCCGUGCGCGCGCUGCUGGAGCUGAUGGCCGACCCGGAGCGCGGGAUGGUGGACAAGGCGGCGUGCGUGCUGCACGCGCUGGUGGGCGGCGCGGAGGGGCGCGCGGCGGCCGUGGCGGAGGGCGGCGUCCCCGUGCUGGUGGAGAUGGUGGAGAGCGGCAGCCCGCGGCAGAAGGAGAUGGCGACGCUGUGCCUCCUCCACGUGUGCGCGGAGGACAGCUCCGCCUACCGCACCAUGGUCGCGCGCGAGGGCGCCAUCCCGCCGCUCGUCGCGCUCUCCCAGUCCUCCGCGCGCCCCAAGCUCAGAGCCAAAGCAGAGGUGUUGAUCGCGUUGCUGCGGCAGACGACGAGCCUGCGGCCGCGCUCGUCGGUCGGUUGUGUACAUACUCCGGUUGAGUUGAGCCAUUGAGUGUAUAUUAUUAUUAUUAUUUUUAUUAUUUUUUGAGAGAGAGGAAUGAGUUCACCUGGGCUGCGUGUCUCUUCAGUUUAGUUGCGGCUUCUUUUCUUGUCCAGCUCCGGUGUAACAGGCAGCCACCCUACGUGGUUAUGUUUCUCUCUAGUAUCGGCCGGAGAGGAACGGCCGAACGGGAUAUAUUGGAAUCAAAUCAUGCGCAUGCAUGGCUAAUAAAGCAUGUAAUCAUCCUAUAUAUUUAUUUGAGAUGCUUUACGAACGUUAUUUAACGGU
Molecule: messenger RNA, 1364 nt
Organism: Oryza brachyantha (malo sina)
Lineage: Eukaryota; Viridiplantae; Streptophyta; Magnoliopsida; Poales; Poaceae
Product: U-box domain-containing protein 4-like
Exons: 2
Coding region: 36-1088 (350 amino acids)
Cellular component (GO): nucleus; cytoplasm
Molecular function (GO): protein binding
Source: RefSeq, a predicted model, not a curated record